ACAACAGCAACCAUGAGCGCAAGAGCUCCGGCGGACGACGUCAUCUCCAUUUCGUCCUCGCCUGACUCCGAUUCUGACUGCCAAAUUGUGAAAGUCGUUCCAUCGCCUGUUAAACGAGGCAAGAACAGAUCGACGAGAUGGAAGAGGCAGCCUUCCACAAACAAGACGAACAGACAGCCGGCUAUGACGGAUCGCAGAGGCAGGGAGAUGAAGAUUCGCCAGCGCGAACAGGCGGAUGAUAGAGAUCGACUUCGCACGAAAACGGCAUCGAGGGCACAUGGAAAGUGGUUGAAUGAGGACUCGAUGGAAAGACGCAGGGAUGAUGUUUGUCAUGGUGCUCUCCAGGGUACGAAGCAGAGGAUUGUCAAGGACGGUCACUUGUCUCUUAUGGGAGAAGAUGCCCAAGCGAGCCGUCGGCAUUGUGUCGAUCCGAAGCUGUCAACCGCAUCAUUUCCUUUCUUGUCCCAUGGCGUGGAAUGCAAACAGGAAGUUCGGCACCAGGGAGAUGAUAGUUGGGGUGUGCGUUCGCGGUCUUGCUCCACGGUGACCCUCGACUUUUCUCCCAGGAUGUCCGCGGUUCAAAUCGAAGACGAUACGGAGCUGAGAAGAGAUGAACAGGAGAUGUUUAGCAUGUUCGAUGGGUCCUCCGAAACGAUCGACUUGGUUGAUGCCGCACCACGCUGUCCAGUGUUGAACCCUGAAGGAGCCGUGUCAUCAAGCAGCGCUGACCCUACGCCAUCUCUAAAGUCUACUAGUAUACUGAAAGACGAGUUGGAUGCAACUAGGGCUCGGUUGACAAGAAAGCGUCGAUCCCGUCGCGAAUCCCCUGCAAAUGAUGAUCCAUUCAGAUCGACAGACGGGUCGCAACAUCGCAUAGGCUCCUGGUUGAAGGCUCACAAAGAUCGCCAUCAGCUAGUACCGCGAAAAAGAAGUGGUCCGAUAUGGGAUACAAUCGUCAACGUUACUGCAUUCGACGCUUUGCCAGGGCCAUUCUUUACUCGGCCGAAAAACGUGAUGCGUGACCUCACGCAUAAGGACGCCAUGAAAGAGAGGGCGAAGAGGAGGAGGAAGCAAGGGCUCAAUGUGUGA
Molecule: messenger RNA, 1089 nt
Organism: Trichoderma citrinoviride
Lineage: Eukaryota; Fungi; Ascomycota; Sordariomycetes; Hypocreales; Hypocreaceae
Exons: 1
Source: RefSeq, a predicted model, not a curated record